This is a messenger RNA of Rubroshorea leprosula, 2825 nucleotides long. The record is from the annotation of a GenBank genome assembly. Lineage: Eukaryota; Viridiplantae; Streptophyta; Magnoliopsida; Malvales; Dipterocarpaceae.
CCAUUGGUGAUUGGUCCCUUCAAUUACAGCAGUAGCAGAGGUCGAGAUUGCAGUGUUUCUUUCUUUGAUUCAAAAAACUGAAAAGAGAAUGGACUAUUUCUAGUAGGGGGGGAACAGCACCCAGGUUUCCAAGAGGAUCCGCCCGUGAUCAUGGCAUUACCAUGGAAGUAAGUAUGAAGGAACAAGGAAGAACACGAUGCUUGAAUUGUUGAAUUUGUGGUGUCAAAGUUGCAACAGUUGGCAGCAAAUGAAAUGAGACGUGAUAGCAGAGCAACACAAAAAAACUUACAUAAUCCACAUGGACGAGACUAACAUGCCGGAGAGCUUCACCAACCAUCUCCAAUGGUAUGAUUCAUUGUUGAAAUCUGUUUCGGACUCUGCAUCCAUGCUUUACAUUUACAGCAAUGUAAUCCAUGGCUACUCCACGAGGUUAACGACUGAGGAAGCCGAAGCACUCGAAGAGCAGCAGGGGAUUCUCUCUGUAAUUCCUGAAUUAAGAUAUGAACUGCAUACUACUCGAACCCCGGAGUUUCUUGGGUUGGGAAAAGGUAGUGCGGUAUUUCCUACGUUUGAGUUGGCGAGCGGUGUGAUUGUCGGUGUGUUGGACACUGGUGUUUGGCCGGAGCUAGAGAGUUUCAAUGACGAAGGGCUUGGGCCAGUACCGGAAAAGUGGAAAGGCGAAUGUGAGGUGGGAAAGACCUUCAAAUUGUCCAGUUGCAAUAAGAAACUAAUUGGUGCGAGGUAUUUUUCAAAAGGGUAUGAAGGAGCGGUCGGACCUAUUAACGAAACUGUAGAAUCAAAAUCGCCUAGAGAUGACAACGGACAUGGAAGUCACACCUCAACAACGGCAGCUGGAUCGGCUGUUUCCGAUGCUAGCUUAUUUGGUUUUGCUUCAGGGACGGCACGAGGGAUGGCUACAAAAGCUCGAGUCGCCAUUUACAAGGUGUGCUGGCUUAAGGGCUGUCUUGGGUCAGAUAUUUUAGCCGGCAUGGACAAGGCAGUCCAAGAUGGUGUGGAUAUCAUGUCCUUGUCUCUAGGUGGACAAACAUCAGAGUAUUACAAGGACAUCAUCUCCAUCGGAGCAUUCUCGGCGAUGACACAUGGAAUUCUUAUAUCUUGCUCAGCUGGAAAUGUUGGGCCCUACCCAAGUAGGUUGUCCAAUGUUGCACCGUGGAUAACUACAGUAGGUGCCGGAACUUUGGACCGUGAUUUCCCCGUCUCUGUUACUCUAGGAGAUGGCCAAAAAUAUUCAGGUGUCUCACUUUACAAUGGAAAGACAAUAUCGAAUUCCAUGGUGCCAAUUGUUUAUGCCGCCAACGUGAGUAGUUCAAGCAAUGACAGCCUUUGCUUACCUAGAACCUUGAUUCCUGCUAAAGUUGUUGGAAAAAUCGUGGUAUGUGAUCGAGGGGGCUCAAUGGUGAGGAAAGGAUUUGUUGUGAAGGAGGCUGGCGGAGUUGGGAUGAUUUUAGCAAACACAAAAUUUUUUGGUGAAGAGCUUGUCGCCAGUGCACAUAUCUUGCCUUCAUCAGCGGUUGGGGAAAAAACUGGAGAUGCUAUCAAGAAAUACAUCUCCACUGAAGCUAAUCCAACGGCCACAAUUGGCUUCGGGAGCACAGAGUUGGGCGUUCAGCCAUCUCCGAUGGUGGCAGCGUUCAGUUCAAGAGGCCCAAAUCCAAUCACGCUAGAGGUACUUAAACCAGACAUUAUUGCACCGGGAGUCGAAAUAUUGGCUGGGUGGUCUGGGGCCGUUGCUCCAAGUGAAUUGGAAGAGGACAAAAGGCGGGUAAAGUUCAAUAUCAUUUCAGGCACGUCAAUGUCUUGCCCACAUGUAAGUGGGAUAGCCGCUCUCCUCAAGGCUGCCCAUCCAGAGUGGAGUCCAGCAGCCAUUAGAUCUGCCCUUAUGACCACCGCCUACUCAGCAUACAAAAAUGGCAAAAGCAUCCAAGAUGUUGCCACCGGACAACCAGCAACACCAUUCGCUUAUGGUGCAGGGCAUGUGGAUCCGGUAAAAGCCUUUGAUCCUGGCCUUGUUUAUGACACCACUGUUGAUGACUAUCUUGACUUCCUUUGUGCCUUGGGCUACACAUCAAGUCAAAUCAAGCGAGUCACAAAUAGAGACUUCACCUGUGAUUCAAGCAAAAACUACUCACUAGCAGAUUUCAAUUAUCCAUCCAUUUCAGUUCCUCUUCAAAGUGCUUUAGGAAAGAAAGGUGGUGCUAGUGUCACAAGCACAUUGAAAUAUUCUAGAACUCUGACUAAUGUAGGUUCACCUGGAACAUAUGAGUUUUCAGUGGUUUCACAGACAAAAGCAGUGAAGAUCUUGGUUGAACCAGCAUCGCUGAGUUUCAGUAAAAAAUAUGAGAAGAAGAGCUAUACCGUAACUUUCACUACUGGUUCCAUGCGAUCUGGAACAGCCAGCUUUGCUAGUCUGGUAUGGUCAGAUGGGAAACACACUAUAAGUAGCCCGAUAGCUUUCACCUGGAAAUGAUAGUGAUGGCAAUUGGAGCAGGUCAACAGCUGAUGACUCUCCAAAUACUAAGACUGCAAAGAAGUCUUAUUAUUAUUAUUAUCUUUUUAUUUUUUAUUGUACUCUUUUCUCUUCACAUAGGAGCAACCGUGCAACCAAAGCUAGUCGUGUGUGUAACAAAACAUACUCCUCCAAAAUCAGGGGACAAGAAAAACUUAAAAAAAGGGUUGGGGGAUUGGGGUUGCAAAUAAUUGUUCAAUAAGCCAUGUUAGGGACUGGCAUGUGAAUUUUAGACUGAAUUCCUACUAUUUGUACUUAGACUGGCAUGCAAAUUUUAGACUAAAUUCCUAGUAUUUGU